This is a messenger RNA of Oppia nitens, 1982 nucleotides long. RefSeq lists its product as uncharacterized. Lineage: Eukaryota; Metazoa; Arthropoda; Arachnida; Sarcoptiformes; Oppiidae. The transcript is spliced from 2 exons. The record is from RefSeq and is a predicted model, not a curated record. The coding region runs from base 249 to 1781 and encodes 510 amino acids.
AGCAAUGCAUUAAUAAGUGUGCAGUCAUUGUAUGUAUUGAUUGUAUGUUUUAUUAUAUGUUUUUUUUGAACGUCUAAUGAAUAAUAAUCGCCGCAAACAAUAUCAUAGCAGCAAUCGGUGGCCAAUAUAUUAUAGCCGAAGUUGUUGUCGGUUCGGAUAGUAGUGGACAACAACAACAACAACUACAGAGACAGAUAGUAUACACUCGAUGGCCACCAUCGCCGCCGCAAUCGCCGCCGUCGUCAACGAUGCGAUAUAAACAUCUAUUGUUGUGUGUGGUGUCCAUCGGCGUUACAACAGUACUAUACUGUUUGCUGGUGGCCUCCGACGGCCGCCACCGGUCGGCAACAUUGGACUCGAUUAAUCGACAACUAUCCCAAUGGAAAGGCGUCGUCAUACGGGAUCAGUCGAUCAAAUCUAUUAACAAUAUCUUCAUAUUCAACAACAAUCAUAACUACAAUCCGGGCGCCGGUAGUGCCGCCGCCGAACCGAACAACGCCAGCGGCGAAGAAAGCGAACGCAAGUGUCGUCAAUAUUUGCGAACAUUGGGACUAAUUGGCGACCGUAACGGUACCGAAGUUAUUGUCGACGACAAAAGCCAGUCAGUGAUCACCACCACUACUACUAGCGUUCAACCCGUAUUUGUUACCGCCGUUACUGGCGAACAAUCAGAUCUGGCCAUCGGUUUUCUGAAGUCUUUUCAAAAUGAGUUUAUCGCAGGCCUUAACACCAACUAUACGCUUAUUGUCUACGAUCUGGGACUCAGUCAGCGACAGUUCAAUAAGAUAAGCAGUAUUUGCAAUGAAACGCAAACCCAGAAUCUCAGCAAAUCAAGUGAUAUUAUUAUGACAAUACCGUCAUCGAUGUCGUCAUCGGCGUCAACACCGAUAACGACAACGUCGACGACGACGACAACAACGACUACUGGUCACAACACAAAUAGCAACAAUAAUAACAGUAUCGCCGGUGGUAGUGGUGGUCAACUAAACAAUUGGUGUACAAUACGCCGAUUUGAAUACGACUUAUUUCCGCCGCACGUCUACGACCAUAAACUGCACGCCUAUCGGCCGAUAAUCUUGCAGUUAGUAUUGGCCGAAUUUGGUGCCGCUUUCUGGUUGGAUCCAAACUAUUUGUUGCUUCCAUCGGCCGUAGAAAAAGUCAAUUCAUUAGCCACGAGGGCCCGCCAGUCGGGUGGUGUCCUAUCGUGGACUAUUGAACAGCCGACUUCUAGUCUAACUCAUCCAAAAAUGUUUGACUACUUCAAGACAGUGCAAAAUGAAUACUAUUUUCAUCGAAUGGUCAAACCGUCACACAUACUACUGUACAAUACUGGCCGAAUCCAUAAGCAACUUAUGCUACCGUGGAUCAGGUGUACGCUAACACCCGAGUGUAUUGCGCCAAUCGGAUCGCAGGCUAGCGGCUGUCGAUUCGAUAAGAAACCAUUGUAUCGGUACAGCGGUUGUCAUCAUUACGAUACAUCAGCACUGAACAUAGUGUUGGGCCAGUUGUUUGACUACAGUGAGACACCGUAUUCGGCUCCCGAAGACGACAAGUUUUUCAAAGUAAAUACUUUAGACGACGAAGAAAUGUAUACUGAUUCUGGUGGCGGCGCUGGCGGUGACACCGAUAUAUCAGUCGAUGCCGAAUACGUGUCUUCUGCAGCCGCCGCAAACUAUAGGACAAUCGGUACCGCUGUUGGCGCCGAUCAUCGUCCGCAAAUUAUUCGCAGCAGUGGUAGUAGUCGUAGACAACAUAUACAACAACAGCAGCGGCACCAGUAGUCCAGUAGUGAACUGACCACUUAUACUGUACUGAUUCACAACAAGUGAUCUGAUUCUUAAAAAAAACAGAAACAAAACAAAAAUGUCAUUAAUUUUUUAUUUUUUGAUUAAUUGAUGACAUUUCGUGAUAUACACACUAAUAAUCUUCUACUGAAAACAAUACAUCUCUGAGAGCCCCGAGUUUUUGUGUGGCUUUAAAAC